This is a messenger RNA of Cladophialophora bantiana CBS 173.52, 1515 nucleotides long. RefSeq lists its product as uncharacterized. Gene Ontology annotation, biological process: piecemeal microautophagy of the nucleus; autophagosome assembly; autophagy of mitochondrion. The transcript has a single exon. The record is from RefSeq and is a predicted model, not a curated record. The coding region runs from base 1 to 1515 and encodes 504 amino acids. Gene Ontology annotation, molecular function: protein kinase activator activity; molecular adaptor activity. Gene Ontology annotation, cellular component: Atg1/ULK1 kinase complex; phagophore assembly site. Lineage: Eukaryota; Fungi; Ascomycota; Eurotiomycetes; Chaetothyriales; Herpotrichiellaceae.
AUGGCGCAAUCUCUUCACCCUACGACUUCUGCUCGAUCUUCUCCGUCGCAGUCCGUGCAUACCUCCAGUCCUCCGCCGGCCUCUGUCGAGACUCUAGUGUCCUACCUGGUUGCCGCUAAACGAUCUCUGGGCAGCAUUCAUCUCGUCCACCGGGCUACCACCAUCCUCACCGAAGCACGUGCCUCCGUCGAGGCCACCACAGCUCUCCUCGCGAAAGCCACCUACCUUCGUCGCUCCUUGGCAUCUCAAUUGAAGAUUCUUCGUGGAGUUCAACUGGAACUAGAGACUGCGGCGCAGGGCAUCCAGCACGAGUUUCAGGCUGUGAUCAAAGAGCUGGAUGAGACCGGUGCAAGGCUGCUCCAAUCCAUAGAUAUGCUGAAGCAGACAAGAAUUGAAAAUGCUUUCAAACCUUCGACGGAAGGAGAGCUGGAGCAUGCCCCAGGUAAGGAGACCUUGCACGAUUUUGUGGACGACAACGGUGUCGAAACAAUCAAACACGCAAUGGAAAUUGCCAUAGACAAUGUACAGCAAGCGCAGAAUGAAAUGAACCACUCCAUUCAGACCCUGGAAGAGGACCUGCAAUCCAUCAAUGAAGUACUCAACGGCAGAGGGGACCUCUCUGGCACAGACAGUGAAUUACAGCAGCCUGCAACAAUUGCCAACAUCCUCACCUUAUUAGAGAACCACGCCCGGAUCAUGGCAGAGGAGCUGGAAAGUCUGGUCAAACACUUUGACUUGUGCGUUACAGCCAUCAAACACACGGAAGGAGGCGGCGAAGCCGUAUUCCAGACCAUGAAUACCGGGGAAGGAGUUGACCUCCAGGACACCGUUGGCCUGGGCAUGGACGACCUUCGCGCCCCGGCGCAACCCAUGAACGAAGAGGAACGCCUUGAGAUGCUACAGGUGCUCGAGAACGACGCUCAGGAAGUCGACGAAGUGGUCAUGGAACUUCAAGACCGCAAUGCCGAGAUGGAAGCAGAGCUCGACAAGAUCCAUCAAUGGUGUGAACGGCAAGAAAACAUCUAUGCGGAUGUAGCCACGGCAUUCAAGCUCCUGGAAAAGAUCUCAGGACGCCUGUCCGGGUAUGUAGCUGAGAUAGCGCGGCAAGCAUUGAAAUGGAACGAAGAAAAGGCCAAGAUUGAAGACGGCAUCGGCGGGAUGGAGGAUCUAUGCGAGUAUUAUGCCAAUUUUCUCCAUGCCUAUGACGGCUUGAUCGUCGAAGUUGCCCGACGAAGGACCGUCAAGAAACAGAUGGAAAGAGUGGUGGCGGAGGCGCACGCUCAGUUGGAGCAAAUGUACGACUCGGAUCGACAAUUGAGGCUAGAAUUCAAGAACGAUCUGGGCGAGUAUUUGCCCAGUGACAUUUGGAGUGGCGUGAAUAUGUUACCGCCCCGAUAUUCCAUCGCAAGGGCAGAUGAAGAAGAGGUUGGUAGUGUGCCAGAGUUGCCAAGAAGGACGGUGGAAGAGGCCUUGAGGAGGUUGAAGGUUGGCAGAGGUGGAAGAGGCACACGAUGA